Molecule: messenger RNA, 1334 nt
Organism: Xiphophorus maculatus (southern platyfish)
Lineage: Eukaryota; Metazoa; Chordata; Actinopteri; Cyprinodontiformes; Poeciliidae
Gene: myl2a
Product: myosin regulatory light chain 2, ventricular/cardiac muscle isoform
Exons: 7
Coding region: 7-594 (195 amino acids)
Biological process (GO): cardiac muscle contraction; heart development; muscle cell fate specification
Cellular component (GO): cytoplasm; myofibril
Molecular function (GO): calcium ion binding
Source: RefSeq, a predicted model, not a curated record
GUCGGCAUGUGUGACAUGUUUCUUACUGUAAGGACAGGUGAGUUUUCUUGGCUUCGGAGAUGCUGCUGUCAGAGUGGACACCUGAUGGCCCCCAAGAAAGCCAAGAAGAGGGCGGCGGAGGGAGCCAACUCCAAUGUGUUCUCCAUGUUCGAGCAGGCCCAGAUCCAGGAAUUCAAAGAGGCCUUCACAAUCAUGGACCAGAACAGAGAUGGCUUUAUUGACAAGAAUGAUCUGAGGGACACCUUCGCUGCUCUUGGACGUCUGAAUGUGAAACAGGAAGAGAUCGACGACAUGCUCAAAGAGGCUCCUGGUCCCAUCAACUUCACAGUCUUCCUCACAAUGUUUGGUGAGAAGCUGAAAGGUGCGGAUCCAGAGGAGACCAUCCUCAAUGCGUUUAAAGUCUUCGACCCCGAGGGAAAAGGCAUACUGAAGAAAGACUACGUGACACAGAUGCUAACAACGCAGGCCGACCGAUUCUCCUCUGAAGAGAUGGAGCAGAUGUUUACCGCCUUCCCCCCUGAUGUGGCUGGAAACCUGGACUACAAGAACCUGGUGCACAUCAUUACUCACGGAGAGGAAAAAGACCAAGAGUGAACCUUUUUCAUCUUGUUUUUUUUUUUCUUCAGUAAAUCUAUAGGCUAAAAGUGAGAACUGAAAGCUUUUUGCUUAUAUUAGCUUUAUUCUUCCUGUACAGUCAGACUAAAAAAAAACAAUGCUUCCAAAAUAUUUUCCUCAAAACAAAAACAAAUACAGACAGCUAAGAGUUUAAUUGCAAUACGAUAUUUUUGCUCUGUUUUAUUUCCGGUAUAUAUUUUUGAGAUUAAUUAUCAUAUUUUUAUCCUAAUUUUGUAGACCAAAAGCUACUAUUGUCUGUUUUACAGUGCCUUCAAACUUAUUCGCAUCCCUUGAUCUUUUCCACUGUUUGCCAUGUUCCCACUACAAACGUCAGUUUUAUUGGCAUACCAACACAAUCGUACAUAAUAGUGCAAACAGGAAGAAAAUUAUUUUCAAAGUUAGGUUUUUUUUUGUUUUUUUCCAAAUAAAAAUCUGAAAAGUGUGUCAUGCAUUUCACCCUUUACUUUGAUACCCCUGAGAGCAAACAGCUUCCUUCAGAAGCCUCCUAAUGAGUUAGCCUGAACAUACCACCCCCACUGUGGCGAAUGGUAGUGGCAGCAUCAUGCAGUAGAGAUGCUUUUCCUGAGCUGGGAAAAAAAUGGCACUAAUUACCAAAAAUGAUUGUUUGUUGUAACUUGGGGACAAGUUUAAGGGGUGUGCAUAUUUUUGCAAAGCACUAAAUGAAGUGUAUGCAUGUAAAAAAUAAACAUAUGUAAACA